Messenger RNA from Paramecium primaurelia, 1650 nucleotides. Lineage: Eukaryota; Ciliophora; Oligohymenophorea; Peniculida; Parameciidae. The record is from the annotation of a GenBank genome assembly.
AUGGGUUGUGGCUCAUCUAAUGGUAUUUAAGAACCUGCAAACAAAGGUAUAAACAAUGAUUAUAAUUAAUCAAGUUACUAAGAUAGAGGACACUAAAUUUGCUUAUUAAGGAUUUGUUACAGAGAAAAAAGGGAAAAUCACUGCUGACUACAGUUUAAUUUAACCAUGCCUUGGAAAAGGUAUUUAGAAUAUUAAUUAAAUUAAAGGGGCAUUUGGAGAAGUUUAUAGAGGAAUACACAAAGUUACAAAUUAAGUUAGAGCAAUUAAAUUGAUUAGGAAGAAAUUAAUGACAGAAGAAGAUUGUCUUAUGUUAACAAGAGAAGUUGAUAUAUUAAAAUAAUUGGUAUGUAAAAAAAUUAAUAUGAUUAGGAUCAUUUGAAUAUUAUUUCAAUUUAUGAGUUUUAUUAAGACUCUGAAUAUUUUUAUAUAGUAACAGAAUUAUGUUAAGGAGGUGAAUUAUUUGAUCGAAUAGUUUAAGAAAAGAACUUUUCAGAAAAAAAAGCUGCAGAAGUAAUGAAAUAGGUGUUAGGUGCUAUAACAUAUUGUCAUGAAAAAAAUAUUGUUCAUAGAGAUUUGAAACCUGAAAACAUACUUUAUGAAACCAAUAAUACUGAUUCCCUUAUCAAAAUAGCUGACUUUGGAACUAGUUAAAAGUUUAAUCCAGAUAAAAAGAUGGAUCAAAGAGUGGGUACACCAUAUUAUAUAGCUCCUGAGGUACUUGAUAGAAAGUAUAAUGAAAAAUGUGAUAUUUGGUCAUGUGGUGUUAUUCUAUAUAUAAUGUUAUGUGGAGGUAAUAUUAAUAUAUUUAUUAAAGCUCCUCCAUUUAAUGGUGAUGAUGAUUAUUAAAUUAUGGAAGCUGUUAGAAAAGGAGUAUUCAGAUUCAAAGAGCAGGAAUGGAAGAAAAUAUCAAAUGAGGCUAAAGAUCUUGUUAUGAAGAUGAUUGAGAAAGAUACAAAAAAGAGAAUUUCAGCAAAGGAUGCUAUGAAUCAUCCAUGGAUUCAAACAUAUUGUUAAAAAAGCGAAGAAGAUCUACCAUCUCUUACUGAAGCUUUAUCAAGAAUUAAAGCAUUCAGAGUAUUAAGAAAUUUUAAAUAUUUAGGUUGAAAAAAAAUUAUAGGAAGCAGCACUUAUGUUUAUGGUCAAUUUUAUAGCAACUAAAGAAGAGAAAAAAGACUUAUUAAAGUAAUUUUAGGCUUUGGAUACAAAUAACGAUGGGAGAUUAAGUAGAGAAGAAUUAAUAAAUGGAUACAAAAGGGUUAUGAGUGACAUAGAUGCAGAAACAUAAGUAGAUGAAAUUAUGAAAAAAAUAGAUGCAGAUGGUAGUGGUUCAAUAGAUUAUUCUGGUAUUAAUAUAUAAUUAAUCUAUAGAAUUUGUUUAUGCUACUAUAAAUAGAGAAAAAUUAUUAGCUACAGAAAGAUUGCUUUAAGCAUUUAAAAUUAUAGAUAAAGAUAAGAGUGGGGCUAUUACAAAAGAUGAAAUUAAGUAAGCAUUUGGUCAAAACUCUGGAAUCAGUGAAGAAGUUUGGAAAUAAAUGAUUUAAGAAGUAGAUUAGAAUUCUGAUGGAAAAGUAUAAUUUUUAGUAUUAAUUGUAGUUAACAUUUGAGGAGUUUAAAUCCAUGAUGAUGAGGAUAACUUAAAAUUAAAAUUGA